CAAAAAAAGAUUCAGUUAGUCAUAAGAUAACCACUGCAGUUGCAACUAGAAACGCAAAAAUGGACGAUACAGACUUUUUCGGAAAAAAGAAAUCCAAGCAAGACAAAGCAGAUGCAACCAGUAGCGGCACCAAUGUUCUGCCCAACAGCUUUGCAACAGCGGAACCCUCAUUAAAAGCAGUCCCAGAGAAAAAAGUUGUUAUAUCACGUCCCACCGAACAAGACACAUACUACAACAACAAUCCCAAUAUUGGCAUUGCGAUUGUUCUGAAUCACAAGGAAGUCAAAGGACAGAAGCCACGCGUGGGUACAGAACAGGAUCGUGAUGCGAUGAAGAGCACAUUGGAGAGCUAUGGUUUUGAUGUGCGUGUCCACAACGAAUUGACGUUUGCUGAAAUAAAUGAUGUGCUAAAAGCAACUGCCAAUGAAGACCAUAGCAACAGCGACUGCUUCUUACUUGUGGUUAUGUCACAUGGUUCUGAAGGCAAAGUAUUCGCACGCGAUAUGUCCUAUCCAGUAGAACGUUUGUGGAAUCCAUUUUUAGGCGACAAUUGCAAGUCCUUGAUAAAUAAGCCGAAAUUAUUCUUCAUACAGGCAUGCCGUGGUGAGAAUUUGGAAAAGCCUGUAUUGUACUCAGAUUUUGCACCCAUGUCACGCGAAUUAAAUCUUAUAGCAAUGCCUGCUGAGGAGCAGCCCACAAUCAUAACCUAUGCCAUUCCAAACACAGCUGAUAUGUGUGUCAUGUAUUCGACAUUUGAGAAAUAUUUCUCCUUCCGUAAUGUCGAAAACGGUUCCUGGUUCAUACAAAGUCUGUGCGCUGUCCUAAACGAAGCCAGAACGAAUGAAGCAGCCACAGCACAAGGUGCCGAACUCUUACGUCUGCUCACAGCCGUAAACCGGAAGGUGGCCUACGAGUACCAGUCCUUCGCCAAGAACGAAGCUCUCAACCAAAUGAAGGAAAUGCCCAAUUUUCUGUCCACUUUAACGAAAUUAUUUUACCUGAAGGUGAAACGUAAAACCUAACUCGGCGAGAAGUGACUCAUGUGAAUUGCCCACAACACACAAAGAAAAAAACAAAAAUUAACAAUUCUUUCGACUUAACUGAAAUUGUUUUGUAUUUAUUAGAGA
Messenger RNA from Teleopsis dalmanni, 1127 nucleotides. RefSeq names its product caspase-3 (gene Decay). The coding region runs from base 60 to 1022 and encodes 320 amino acids. NCBI's taxonomy places the organism in Eukaryota, Metazoa, Arthropoda, Insecta, Diptera, Diopsidae. The transcript is spliced from 4 exons. Gene Ontology annotation, biological process: apoptotic process; proteolysis. Gene Ontology annotation, cellular component: cytoplasm. The record is from RefSeq and is a predicted model, not a curated record.